This is a messenger RNA of Musca domestica (house fly), 699 nucleotides long. RefSeq names its product larval cuticle protein 2-like. Gene Ontology annotation, cellular component: chitin-based extracellular matrix. The record is from RefSeq and is a predicted model, not a curated record. Bases 149 to 517 code for a protein of 122 amino acids. Lineage: Eukaryota; Metazoa; Arthropoda; Insecta; Diptera; Muscidae. The transcript has 2 exons. Gene Ontology annotation, molecular function: structural constituent of chitin-based larval cuticle.
UCGAAAUUUCUUAAAGAAAAAACAAAGAAGCUUAAGCCUGCUUCCCAAUUCCAAUGCCAAUCAUAUAAAUAGCUAAUUGGAAGCUCUGCCUAGGCACAGUCUAGCAAUUGAAUCAAUUAAUUGAUAAACUUUCCACAAACAAAGCAGAAUGUUGAAAUUCCUCAUCCUUGCCACCCUGGUAGCCUAUGCCACCGCCGCCGCGGUUGCCGCCGAUGAUGUCCAUGCCGAGGUGAAGAACAUGCAUUCCGAUGUCCGUGCCGAUGGUUUUGAAUACGCCCUGGAAACAUCCAAUUACAUUCGCGAAGAAGCCGCCGGCGAUGAGCAUGGCAACAUGCAUGGCUCCUACGAGUACCUUACUCCCGAGGGAGAACACGUCAAGGUGACCUAUGUUGCCGAUGAAAAUGGCUAUCAUCCCGAGGGUGCCUGGAUACCCACCCCACCACCAAUUCCCGAUUACAUUUUGAAGGCCAUCGAAUACAUUAAGGCCCAUCCACCAAAGGAGGAGGGAAAACAUUAAAUUGUUUCGAAAUCCUUGCUGAUGGCUGAUGGUACGACGAAUGGCAGGCGUGCGAGGUGGAUUCGAAGGACCAUUGAGUUGUGAUAUUCAUUAUAUUUUUUUUCCUUGGAAGAAAAAAAAAAACACAUAAAUUUGUAUAUAAUGAUAAAUAAAAUGGAUAUUAUUUUUUAGAAAACUCGAAA